Toxoplasma gondii ME49 is the source of this 2861-nucleotide messenger RNA. Its product is annotated as Ras-related protein Rab2BV, putative. NCBI's taxonomy places the organism in Eukaryota, Apicomplexa, Conoidasida, Eucoccidiorida, Sarcocystidae. Bases 1247 to 2620 code for a protein of 457 amino acids. The transcript is spliced from 5 exons. The record is from RefSeq and is a predicted model, not a curated record. Gene Ontology annotation, molecular function: GTPase activity; GTP binding.
GGCGCGAAGAGCUGCUCUCCAGGGUAGCUGUGACAAAGCGUUCUAAAGAUAAGCCAGCAAAACCAGGAAGGCGGCGGUCUCCGCAAAAAGCGGAAUCUCGCUGCUGUCGGAGGGGUAGCAAGCGACAGAGAGGACAGAAAGGCAAGGGCGAUUGUCGUUUCAACGGAAAACCACGAGAAAAGCAAGCUCUGGCUCGCAGCCGCUGCGGCGCUGCGCCUUCUGGAAAGCGGGAACCUGUGAUGUGACGCUCAAGUGUACAUACACAGCGUCUCGCUUUUUUGCGGCGGGCGGGUAACAGAUUUCUCUGGAUGUUCGUGGCAUUUCGAGACGCCGUUUUCUCUGUCGGAAGAAGAAUUGCUGGCUGUCUCGGGACUGCACACUUAACAGACCACCGCCUUUGUGUCUUGGGAACAGAGGAACGCGCCGUUUCCUUCAUCUAAAAACGAGUAGUCCGUUCCCCUGCUUGAACUGUGUUUAAGUUUUCAGGCCAAAGAAGGCCGUGACGGAGACUGAAGAGAGAGAAACGCGCCACGGCAUCGUCCUUUUUCGCCUUCUCCUCGUGAUCCAGCCUCAUCUCUUCUUUUUUCGGCGCGUCGGUUCCUCGCUUGCCGUGUGUACUUCGCGCUCGCUCAUUUCUACUUCCGCUGAACUCUCUUCCUCUUGAAUUUCUCCUCCUUUACUCAGCUGCUGUUAAGCCCUUCCCCCUCAUCCGUCUGUAUUCGUCGUCGCAUUUCUUUCGUGCUUCGUCUGAUUCCGGGGGUGUCUUCGUCUUCCGCUGCGCGUAUACACUCAGUGUGAGUUGCCGCCUUUUCCCUUGAAUUUGUUUUUGCCUUUCCUGUUCCUCCGUUCGCAUCGCUCUCCCGGCACCCGGCCUCCACACUGAACUUCUCUUCCUUCACAGCGUCUCCUCCUCUUCCUCCUUCUCCUCUAGCUGUGUUCGGCCAGUUCUCUUCUGCGAGUCUUCACGCUACCUGUCCUCUUCGUCGUCCACGUCACUCGUUUCUUCUGUCUCUGUGUAUGUUCCCCUUCUGUCGCAGCGUCGCGCGAAGGCCUGCAUCUUUGAAUGCAACUUGUGCGCCGUCUUCGCCGAAAAUGUUGCUAGCUAUUCGUGAGUUUGUUUCGGUCGCUCUACUUGCAGCUGUCGCCUCUUUGUUUCUCGGCUUCCUGGACUCCAGGCUCCACGGGAUUGACCUCGUUUUUCAAGUUUUCAAAGUCGAAAUUAUAUGAAACGCGACCAGCAAGCACCAUGCACAAGCUUAUUCCUCCCCAAACCUUAUCUCCCCCGGGGGCUUCUGUUGGGCUCCGGACAGACGCCGUCGCCGCUCCUCUCUCUUCUAUCUCUUCUCGGGUGUCUCCCUCUCGUUCAGCUUUCAGUUCGUCCUCCUCUUCUCCUGUCUUCCCCUCUUCUUCCUCCUCAUCUUCUCCCUCUUCCUCCUCUGCCUCUCCCUCUACUGCUUCGCCGAUACUUCCUUCCUCUUCGUCUGUCUCUUCUUCUUCCUCCUGUUCCCCCCCUUCUUCCUCUGCCUCUCCCUUUUCUUCUUCUCCGGCGUUUCUUUCUUCUUCUUCCUCCUAUUCGUCGACCCUCCCAGAGAGCUUCAGAGACCGGGCAGCGUCUCUGUUGAGUCAGGCGCGUUUCCAGAAGAUUCUGACGCCUCGGCGUCAGAGGCCCGAGGCGCUAGUGUCUGACGGCGCGUCCCUCGUCGGCGUUGGCAGUGAAGCUCACGGAAAGAAAGUUUCUCCUGAGGACUCUUUCGAGUCUGUGGAGGGAACGCCGGAGCUUUCUUUUGUAGACGACCUUUGGCAGUACGUCCUUGGUCGCGAGGAAAGAAAAACCUCCCUCGGCUACGACUACCUUGUAAAGCUCCUCAUUAUCGGAGACAGUUGUGUGGGGAAAAGCUGCUUGCUUUCUCGCUUCGCUCGCGGCCGCUUCCUUCCUCACAGAACCACUCUCGGCGUGGACUUUGAAACACAGACUCUCGACGUAAACGGGAGACGAGUAAAAAUUCAACUCUGGGACACAGCCGGUCAUGAACGAUUUCGAAGUGUCACUCUCUCGUACUAUCGGUCGGCAAUGGGAGCGCUGGUGGUUUUCGAUAUUACAAAGCGAGAGUCCUUUGAAUCUGUGCAGUCUUGGCUGCGCGAGUUGGAGGACCGCGCGCCCCAAAAUGUGCAGAAAGUUCUCGUCGGCAACAAAGCCGAUGUAGAAAAUCGAGCUGUGUCGAGAGAAGAAGCGCGUCGCUUGGCAGGGGAGCACAACUUGCAUUACAUCGAAACGAGCGCGAAGACGGGGCAGCAUGUGAGAACGGCGUUUGUCGACUUGACGCUCCAAGUUCUCCGCUGCCUUCGCCAGCUGGAGCUGCAGUGCACAUAUACCUCCGACAAGGUGGAUGGACAGAGCGACACAAGUCGCAUCAAUCACGCACUGAGCAACGGCACUUUGGACGUCGUUCAACUCGCUGAGGGCCCGGUGGAGAGACAAGGGGGUCUGCUUGGAGAAACUUUCGGGCGAUUCUUCGGAAAGAAAAGGAACAGGAGUUCUGCCGUUCGAAGGGGCACAGUGCGAAUGCAGUUCCACAGAUACCCUGUCGACGACUACCUCGAUUCCUGUCUCGACGUCUAGGGAAGGAAAAGGUAGAAACGAAUCUUCUUUUUGUGAUGCCCAGGGACGAAGCGAAAGAAACCCUACACUUGGUGGGAAUGCGUCUCGUCUCAGGUGGAUGCGAGGCGCACGACCACACUAACUGAACUGGCUUCCUUGCUGACAUGGAUCCGGAUCUUUCGCAUAGAAAGAGAGAAAAAGAGAAGGACGGAGACGACAGAAACAGGUUGCACUCCCCUCGUCUGUCGAGACACAGUGCGAC